Messenger RNA from Equus quagga, 969 nucleotides. RefSeq names its product taste 2 receptor member 42 (gene TAS2R42). Gene Ontology annotation, cellular component: membrane. NCBI's taxonomy places the organism in Eukaryota, Metazoa, Chordata, Mammalia, Perissodactyla, Equidae. Gene Ontology annotation, molecular function: G protein-coupled receptor activity. The record is from RefSeq and is a predicted model, not a curated record. Gene Ontology annotation, biological process: detection of chemical stimulus involved in sensory perception of bitter taste; sensory perception of taste; G protein-coupled receptor signaling pathway.
AUGUUCACUGUAUUGGAUAAUAUCUUUCUGAUGCUGGCAGGAGUGGAAUUCAUAAUCGGAAUGUUAGGGAAUGUGUUCAUGGGGCUGGUAACCUUCUCUGAAUGGGUCAAGAACCAGAAGAUUUCCUUAGCUGACUUCAUCCUUACCUGCUUGGCUAUCUCCAGAAUCACUCAACUGUUGGUUUUAUUGUUUGAAUCAUUUAUGCUGGGACAACCUUCAUGUUUCUAUGCCACUUAUAAACUAGCAAAACCUAUCACUUUGCUUUGGAGAAUGACUAAUCACUUAACCACAUGGUUUGCUACCUGCCUAAGCAUUUUCUACCUCCUUAAGAUAGCUCACUUCUCCCAUUCCCUUUUCCUCUGGCUGAAGUGGAGAAUGAACAGAGUGGUUCUUGUGAUUUUUGUAUUUUCUUUGUUGUUUCUGAUUUUUGACUUUCUAUUGCUAGAAACAUUUAACGAUCUCUUCUUCAAUAUCUGUAAAAUAGAUCAAAGUAAUCUGACUUUAUAUUUAGAUGAAAGAAAAAUUCUUUAUGUUAAAACCCAGAUUCUUCUUAGCUUGACCUAUUUCAUACCUAUUGCUCUGUCUCUGAUUUCGUUGCUCCUUUUAUUUCUGUCCUUGGGAAGACACAGCAGAAAUUUGAAGCUCAACUCCAUGGGCUCAAGAGAUUCCAGUACAGAGGCCCACAAAAGGGCCAUGAAAAUGGUGAUGUCCUUCCUCUUCCUUUUCGUAGUUCAUUGUUUUUUCACACAAUUGACACAUUGGAUAAUUAUGUUUUGUAACAGCAAAUUCACAAAGUUUGUCUUAUUAGCAUUAUAUGUCUUUCCUUCAGGCCACGCAUUUAUUUUGAUUCUGGGAAAUAACAAGCUAAGACAGACAGCCUUGAAGGUACUGUGGCAUCUUAAAAGCUCCUUAAAAAGAGAAAAUCCAUUAGCUUACAGGAUAGACUUUCCAGAGCCUUUUCAAAGCUAG